Durusdinium trenchii is the source of this 2197-nucleotide messenger RNA. The record is from the annotation of a GenBank genome assembly. NCBI's taxonomy places the organism in Eukaryota, Dinophyceae, Suessiales, Symbiodiniaceae.
GUGGGCCACGAAGGGGACCACACUGAAGGGGUAGCAAAUCCUUACCCAGCCAUGCAAUGUCGCGAAAAAGGAAGGCUGGGAAAAAACAGGCACUACUGAAUACGUCUGGGAAGCCCUCGUGUUUUUUUUGACUCAUUUCGCGAAAAAAUAAGGCUGGGAAAAACCUGGCACCGCUGAGCAAGUUUGGGAAGCCUUCGUGACAUCUUGACUCAUUCAGCAAACAGCAGGUCUUGGAAUUGGCUGCCAUGGUGGCAGAUGCGCCCUUGGCCACACGUGAUCGGCGAGCUCCGAGUCUGCCACGCUGCACCUCAGCGCUGCGGUCAAUGGCAGGAGCUCGAGAGUGGCAAAAUGCCACAGCUUUCUUGGAGGAGAUGUGGCGUCAGGGUCCGCGACCUAACGCAACCUGCCUAAAUGCUGGCAUUGGUGCGUGUUCUCGUGCUGCAGCCUGGCAGCCGGCCCUGGCUUUGUUGGAGUCAAUGCCGGUGGCAGGCCUGGAAAGGAAUGCCAUCAGCUUCAGUGCCACCAUCACAGCUUGUGCCCGAGCUCGUCAUUGGCAGGUGAGCUUGGAACUGCUGGGGAAGAUGGAAGAGAGUAGCAUCCCAGCCAGUGCUGCGACUCUAGGAGCUGCUGUUUCGGCCUGCGAGCGCGGCGCGUACUGGACAGGUGCCAUACACCUGCUGCAGGAAGCUUGGCGCAAGGGGCCCUCGCCCAAUGUGCUGGCACUGAGUGCUGCUAUUAACGCCUGUGGCCAGGGCCAGCGAUGGGACCUGAGUCUUCAACUACUUGGAGAAGCCCAGGGGCACAGCAUUGAAGCGGAUGGAAUCACCUACAACUGUGCGAUUGGGGCUUGCGCGAGAGCAAGAAGGUGGGAAGAGACAUUGGUGCUGCUGUCCGACAUGCGAAAUCGCGACCUUGUCCCAGACUAUGUCACACACAAGUUGGUGAACACUGCUGUGGCUGACAAAGAUGUCUCAGCUGCAGUGUCAGAGUUACUGAAGCCGGACCAGACGCAGGAAAGAUCGCCUUUGCCAUCCAAAGGGGCGCUGAUGGCAGACAGAGCCGAGCUUGAUGGCAGGGUGUAUGGUCAUCGGCCAAUCCUGUGUGAUGAGGUGGUUGAGGCUUUGCAGCUAAGCGCGGCCUCACCUGUCCUGGUGGAUGCCACCUUUGGCCGGGGAGGCCACACCAGGAGACUGCUGGAAGUGCCAGGGGCCACUGUCUUUGCCCUUGAUGUGGACCCUACGGCCAUUUCGGAGGCAAAGCGACUAGCCUCGCAAGAGCCACGGCUGGUUCCUGUGCAUGCAGCAUUUGGAGAUCUUCAAGAGGCGCUUCCUCCUGGCACCCGUCUCCAUGGGCUUCUUGCGGAUCUCGGGGUUUCAUCCCCCCAAUUGGACCAGAAGCACCGUGGAUUCUCACCCAUUGAGGACGGGCCUUUGGAUAUGCGCAUGAAUCCAGAUGUCGGAAUCCCCGCGUCUGAAUGGUUGGACACAGUGAGCCCAGAGGAACUCGCAUGGGUGAUCCAUACCUAUGGAGAGGAUCGAGAUGCCUUCUUGGCAGCGCGCCUGGCAGAGGCCAUUUGCGCAAAGCGACCCUUCCAUCGAACCAAAGAGUUGGCGGAGGUCGUAGCAGAGGUGAAGGAACAGACCUUGGGCAGCAACCCAUUUCAACAGCCGGCGAGGCUGACGUUCCAGGCCAUUCGUUUACACUUGAACCAGGAACUGCAACAGCUGGAGAAGCUCCUGUCCGCAGCAUUUCAGCUGCUGGAGUUGGGUGGCCGGGCCAUCAUCAUUUGCUUCAAGGCCUCUGAGGUCUCCACUGUAAGACGCUGGCUGCGGCAGAAUGAGGACUGCAAAGCAAGCGUGGUGGAAGGAUGGACAGAGGAACGAGUCCUUGCGCUAUACCCAUUGCUGCAGAGAAGCCACGAGGAGCAGCCUUGGUGUGCCGUAGAGGUUCAGGAGCCUUUGAAACCCUCCGAGGCAGAAGUCCAGGCCAACACCCGAGCCCGAUCAGCUCGGGCGUUAGUCUUGGAGAAGCGGACUCGGAGAGUUUUAAGCGCCGGCAAAAAGGUGUUUGGCUGAUACAGCUUUGGCAAAUGGCUCGCUGUAUAUGACAUUGAGUUGAGUCACUGCGGUUUUGUGGAGGUCACUGAAAAAAAUUGGGUUAGGGCCGGUUAGGGUUGUCAGUUCAACUCGUGGGCUCC